UUAGUGUCAUUAUUAAGUUGUGUACGGUAUUAUCGUGUGUUUCUGUUGGCAAUAAUACUACUAAAUCUAGUGUGUUGGCGGGGAUUGUAAAGUAUCCACAAAUAUGUGUAUAGCUGGGACAGCGACCGGUUUUGUCAGUCACCGAUGAAGUAGUGGUGUGCUGUUUUUCUGUGUCCGGUACACGUUUGCGUCUCGUGUUCGCUUAAGACGCUGUUUUUCAAGAUGACGUAAAAAAUUUUGAGUACAUCAUUAUUUUUCUUGAAAAAUUCACACGUUGUCUAUUUUUGUUUUCUCACGGAUAUUAUGGCGCGUGACGUUGUAGUGCAUGACGUGGACAUGCCAUCCCUAGAGUACGAUGAUGAAGAAACUGCAUUUAUUGGCACCGAGACACCCAGUUUUGAUGCAGAUGAUGCAGCUCUUGGCAGUACAUUCGUUAUUGUUGAUGAGGAUACUGUAUCUGAUCCAGACGAUGAGGACUCCAUUGCUUCUUUUGCGCCUUCCCCGCUGAAAAUUAACCAUUCACCAGAAUUACCUUUUACAUCGAGUCGCACUAAAUUCCUUGAUAAAAUUAAAGAACAUAAGAGUUAUCAAAAACUAGCAAGAAUGAUGAAGAAAAAAGGCGAAGAACCACCAGUAAUUAUGUCACCUGAUUCUGGCAUUAACGAACUUCAAGGCUUGAGUCUCGAGGAACAAGAAAAACAAAAAGAAGAAUGGCAACAAGAAUUAAAUAAAGUUGAAGAAGAAAUUAAAACAUUACGUGAAGUGCUUGGUUCUAAAGUGAAAGCUUCUCAAGAACUUCGUAGGAAACUUGGUUAUACUGUAUGGCAAGAACUUACUGAUGAUGUUUCACAAAGUUUAAAAAAUGUUAAAGAAUCUAAUGUCUAUCAAAAUGUAGAAGAAAAAUUUAGUCAAUUUGGGAAGGCUGUUGUUGACGCACCAAUAUUCAACUUUUCUUUACCAGAUUCAAGUGACAUGCGUACCCCCACCAGGAAUAUGGUUCUAAAACACUGUUAUCAAAAUGUAGAAGGCAAAUUUAAACAGUUUGGAUCUGCAGUUGUUGAAACACCUAUUUACCAAAAAACUGAAUCAGUUGUUAAAACUACUGCAGAAAAAGCGACUACAAUAUUUGGAGGUAUUGGUAGUGGUCUGACAUCCAAAUUAGGUCAGAUAAAAAAUUCAGAGUCAUUCCGUUCAUUUGAAGAAAAAGUUGGUUCUGCAUUAGAAAAUGUCAAGACAAAAGUGUCUUCAAGAUCUAAUUCUAUGCAAAACUUUGAUGAAAUAUUGGAAGAAGAAACUAGGAUAGCUAAUGAAGAAAAGCGUUUACGAGAAGAACGAGAGGCAGCCAAUAAAUAAUACAAAUAUUUUUUCAAUACUUGAUAUUUAUUAAAAUUAUUUAUGUGCAAAUUUCAUUUUACAAAUAAUUUUUAUGCAGUUCAAAAAUAAUUUUCUCUCUCUCCUAAGAUUUAAUCUCUUAGUUAAGUGUAAUAUUAUUUAAAAAAUAUAUAUUUUACAAUUAAUAUUGCAAAUA
Molecule: messenger RNA, 1528 nt
Organism: Daktulosphaira vitifoliae (grape phylloxera)
Lineage: Eukaryota; Metazoa; Arthropoda; Insecta; Hemiptera; Phylloxeridae
Product: tumor protein D52
Exons: 7
Coding region: 304-1353 (349 amino acids)
Cellular component (GO): cytoplasm
Source: RefSeq, a predicted model, not a curated record